Molecule: messenger RNA, 4529 nt
Organism: Piliocolobus tephrosceles (Ugandan red Colobus)
Lineage: Eukaryota; Metazoa; Chordata; Mammalia; Primates; Cercopithecidae
Gene: USP12
Product: ubiquitin specific peptidase 12
Exons: 9
Coding region: 305-1417 (370 amino acids)
Biological process (GO): protein deubiquitination
Cellular component (GO): nucleus; cytosol
Molecular function (GO): cysteine-type deubiquitinase activity
Source: RefSeq, a predicted model, not a curated record
CGCUGGGCGGGGUGAGCGGCGGGCGGCUUCGCGGGCAGGCGCGGGCCCGGAGGCAGCGGCUGCGUCCUGCGCCGGGGCGGAGCCGGGGGCGGGCCGGCGGCCGGCAGGCGGGGGCUGGGGCCCGAGGCCAGGAGUGCCUGAGCGCCGGCGGCGACGACGGCAGCGGCGGCCCAGCGGGCUCGGUGCGUGGGUCCGCGGCGGCUCGGGGUCCGCCCGCGGGCCGCGGUGCGAGCGGGCGGCCCGGCUCUCCUCCUCCCCCGCCCGCCGCCGCCGCUGUGAUUGGGUGGAAGAUGGCGCUGGCCGGAUGGAAAUCCUAAUGACAGUCUCCAAAUUCGCCUCCAUCUGUACCAUGGGCGCCAAUGCUUCGGCAUUAGAGAAAGAGAUUGGUCCAGAACAGUUUCCAGUCAAUGAGCACUAUUUUGGAUUAGUCAAUUUUGGGAAUACCUGCUACUGCAAUUCAGUUCUUCAAGCACUUUAUUUUUGUCGUCCAUUUCGGGAAAAAGUUCUUGCAUAUAAGAGUCAACCUAGGAAAAAGGAGAGCCUUCUUACAUGCUUAGCAGAUCUCUUCCAUAGCAUAGCCACUCAGAAGAAAAAGGUUGGAGUAAUACCCCCUAAGAAGUUCAUCACAAGAUUACGGAAAGAAAAUGAGCUUUUUGACAACUACAUGCAACAAGAUGCCCAUGAAUUCUUGAAUUACCUGCUAAAUACAAUUGCUGAUAUUUUACAAGAAGAGAGAAAGCAGGAAAAACAAAAUGGUCGCUUACCUAAUGGUAAUAUUGAUAAUGAAAAUAAUAACAGCACACCAGACCCAACGUGGGUUCAUGAGAUUUUUCAGGGAACAUUAACUAAUGAAACCAGAUGUCUUACUUGUGAAACUAUAAGCAGCAAAGAUGAAGAUUUUUUAGACCUUUCUGUUGACGUGGAACAAAAUACAUCAAUUACUCACUGCUUAAGGGGUUUCAGCAACACAGAAACUCUAUGUAGUGAAUACAAGUAUUACUGUGAAGAGUGUCGCAGCAAACAGGAAGCACACAAACGGAUGAAAGUUAAAAAACUGCCCAUGAUUCUAGCUCUACACCUGAAGAGAUUUAAGUAUAUGGAUCAACUUCAUCGAUAUACGAAACUCUCUUACCGGGUAGUUUUUCCUUUAGAACUUCGUCUAUUUAACACUUCAGGUGAUGCCACCAAUCCAGACAGAAUGUACGACCUGGUUGCUGUUGUGGUUCACUGUGGAAGUGGUCCCAAUCGAGGCCAUUAUAUUGCAAUAGUUAAGAGUCAUGAUUUUUGGUUGUUGUUUGAUGACGACAUUGUAGAAAAAAUAGAUGCACAGGCUAUUGAAGAAUUCUACGGGUUGACAUCAGAUAUUUCAAAGAACUCUGAGUCUGGUUACAUCCUUUUCUAUCAGUCUCGGGACUGAGGGGGAGCCGUGAUGAAGAGAUACUUUCUGCCUCAUUUCUUCUCUGGUUAUUUUGGAAAGGAUCAAGCACUGAUUUUUCAAGAAAAGAGAAAUGCAGGAAGCUCAGGGGGCAGUAGCACACUUUGCACACGAUAAAGCAAAGACGAUGGAUUGACAAGCCCUUCCGAUCAUGGUAGUUGAUUUCUUUGCUCAGGUAUCAUGCUGUCUGUACAGUUCCAUUCCACAAGGAGGUGAAAUCAGAGAUACCAGCUCCUCUUGUAAAACAGCCUUCCAGUCAUUGACACGCGUUUUCUCUUUAUUAAUUGCACCAAUAAUGCUUUGAAUUCCUUGGGAGUGCAGUAGAAAGAAUCGGAAUCUGUGCUGUAUUGAUAAGGAGAUGAUGUUGAACACACUGCUUAAAUUUGCCUGGUUCAGUGUGUAUAGAAGCAUAUUCAGUGGUCUUUUCAAGAGUAAACCAGAAAUACUUUUGGGCCCAACACUUGCAGUUGCCUUCCUGAUGUAAAACCUAACAUGCUAGAUAAUCCAGUGUCGGGAAGACAAAGAUGUUUUGCUUCUCUGAAGAAGCUUAUAAUAAUAUACAGUAUAUGUAUAUGUAGGGAGCAAUUGGUCAAAAGUGGCUUUUUGUUUCCCCAAGGGGAAAGACUGGCUUUGUAAUUAUAAUUUUUUCCUUAUUUAUUUUACUUAAAACUGGUAGAGUCUAAGUAUUGUAUGAAGUGCCCAUGAUUCUGUCAGUCAAUUUGAACAUAUUUUUAUUAGUUAUGUCAGUUUAAGUCAGUUUUGUUUGUUUCUAUUUUUAGGGUGAAUUUUAAAUCCUAUCUGAAAUCAGUAAGAUACCUUGAGAAAAACUGCAGUGAGAGGAGGUAAAUAUCCUUUUUCAGGAGGAACUGAUAUCUCUGGCUAAAUAUUUGUCCUUUUGUUAUUGUUUCUAAAUCAGUUACUUUCUUCAGCUUUAAUUUCAUAAAAUUAAAAAACUAUAAAAAAAUUCCUAUAGUUGUUGGAAUAAUUAAAAAUUCUGGUGCAGUGGUGGUAUACCAAUCUUUAGAAUUCUGAAGUAUUCUAAUGUUUCAAGUUGAAGUCAUGCUUGGGAAAUCUUGGCAUAGCAUUUAUGUUAUUUUCAGAUGUCAUUUUUUACCCUGGAAAGAAGUAAUAAUGUUCAUCAUAACCCUAGCAGCCUGGAUAGCGAGCUAAACGAACCCUUUGAAGAUUAAAUUUUAAUCAAGUAGACUAGGAAUACAAAAAAUAAGUCCUUCCUCCCCUUCCCCGCACCUUUACAAAUCUUACUGGAAGGGUGUUCAGAAAUUAAAAUUUGUGUUUGCUCAGACUUCAUUCUGUUGGGGGUUUUAAGAAGUAAUAUAUGUAACAUAAAAUGUAUGCAAACCGUUGCAGUUUUUUUGGAUGUUUUUCCAUGCAUCAGAAAGUUGUCUGACAGUAGCCGAAUGUAACUUGCAGAAAAUUAUUGAAAAUUAUAUUCAGAAUAAUAGCAAUCAGGCCUUGUUUAUGUUCUUUAUUAAAUUCUUUUCAGGCAGUAAAUUUAAAAAAAAAAUUGUCAUUUUCUAAAGUUCUUUUGCUAAAACUGUUGACUAUGGAAAACAAACAACAAAAAAGAAUUUUUUAGUCUGCUGCUAUUGUUAACAUUUAUUAUCUGUAUCUUUUGGCUCAGGAAAUGACUUCACCUAUUUGUUCCAUAAGCAGACCUUUAACAGGGUCACUUAGGUAAUUGGGCUGCUUAAACACAUGUGCUGGGAGAAAAUUAUAAUAUUUAGUAUUUGUACUAAAUAUCAAAAGUAUUUUGACAAGUUUAAGAUAGUUUCUAAAGCCUUACCCUGGCUAGAGAUAUUUUGUACAAAUUAUAUAUAGCCAGCCUUAUCUACCAACAUGCCACAGAGAAUCCCAAUCAACAAUGUGGGGAAAGUCAGGGCAGUGAAAGUGGAUGCGCUCUUUUUAUUUUGAGGGCUUAAACCAAAUUGUCUUGGAAUUAAAGCUGUAUUUCUGCAGCUUUCAGUACAGAGAAAAAGAGGAAAGUGAAGCUGUGUCAGUUUUAACAUUAGCUAUAUCACAACAUGUUUAAGAAAAGAUAGAUGAAGUCAUUUGCAUAAAGGUACAGCAUUGAAAUACUAUGUUGUGUUUGUUUUUACAUUUUUGCAUUAAAGAAAAAACAUGCAGUAAAAGCCAAGUUACAUUUCAUAUUAAAGCAAGUUCUAGUAUAUGUGUUGAGUUCCUAGUAAUCACAUACUUACUCACAUCUACAUCAUACUUCAUAGUAUGAUUUGUCAGGGGAGGGACUGUGGGGUGACAGUUUUACAUUUACUUUUUCUUCUUAAUGCAGCUGGAUCUAAGUAAAAUGUUUUGAAGAAACUCAAUAUACUUUUAAAACAUACAAGGUCAGGGAUGGGGGAAAAAUACAGGUAUAGUAAGUAAGGAAAGUGACCCAUGAAGAAAGCAUUGUGAGGUUGUAUGUUGGUUGACUGUGAUUAAAAUGCGGGGCUGGUUUAAGUUGUUAAUGGUGGCCGAUUGCUAUGUAACUAUGUACAUGAUUAUUGGGAUGGCUGUCCCAUAUUUUGUAUAUUGGAAUAAAAAUUUCUAUAAAUUAUUGUAACUAAAAGUAAAUAUUCUAAAUUAAAUCCCACUUCUUAAGUCACAUGGCUUCUGUCUUGGAAAUUGUACCUUUAAAAGAUUACUUAAGACAGGAACCAGGAGGCUUGGGAACAGGGAAAGAUGGAAAUGUUGUAUUAUGUGGGUCUUGCGGCCUCUAACCAUCAGUAAAGGGUUUUUUCUUUCCUUGAUGGCAGUAGAAAGACCUCAUUUUCAUAACUACUCUCGAUACUUUCUUUAAAAACACUUUUUAUUAAAGAUUCUAUCAUGAGGUAUUUGGGAGCUGGGAGGCUAAAGCGCUCAUGUCCUGGCUCUUCAGUGAAUUUAACUGUGUGACCUUGGGCAAGUCACUUAACCUCUCUGUGCUUCAGUCUCCCUGUCUUGUAAAAUGGGAGUAAUACCUACCUCACAGGGUUGUUGUGGGGAUUAAUUAGAGAUAAUGUCUGUAAAGCAUUUAAGGUUCUUGAAGAAGGCGCUAUAUAAAUAUAAAAUAAUAUCUAUUAAAGUUGGUUUAUUUGUG